Messenger RNA from Bemisia tabaci, 3408 nucleotides. It is a transcript of the gene GckIII, whose product is annotated as Germinal centre kinase III. Gene Ontology annotation, biological process: protein phosphorylation. The record is from RefSeq and is a predicted model, not a curated record. Gene Ontology annotation, cellular component: cytoplasm. Lineage: Eukaryota; Metazoa; Arthropoda; Insecta; Hemiptera; Aleyrodidae. Gene Ontology annotation, molecular function: ATP binding; protein serine/threonine kinase activity.
GACCCAAGAUUCGCCUGAAAAAAAAUUGAUGACGGCGUACGAAGGUGAUGUUUUGGAGUAUGUGCCCUGUGUUCGUGAAGUCCAAAAUUCCUGUCCAGUAUUACAAUCUGAAAAGUUUGUUCAUUCCAAGUGAAAUACAUGAGUGAAAUUGUGUGUCAGGAAAUGAAUGAGUGAUCAACCGUUUUGAGUUUCUCGCGAAAGUUAGCCUUUUUCUGCAUUCUCUAGACCACCUACUUAGUCCACCUGAGGAAUGUUUAAAUUAUGCCCACAUCUUUUUUAAGCAUUUUCUUUAACCUCAAACUCUUCGAAAAUGCACGUUUUAUUACACUGAUGGAGUAGUUAAAAAUAUUACAGCUUGAAAGCUAUGUCUCACCUCCCUGGUUAAUCGUUGAAAAUCAAGUGCGCAAGGACCCCAAUCAUGAGCCCCGAGUGUAGCUAUUCAUUCUAGCCUUUAUAUCCUUGGCUUCAAUCUUCAGAGCCAACACUUCAAAACAGGAUUCACGUAAUGGCCUUUAAACAGAGAGUGGAUCCUGAAUUGAUCUUCACAAAACAAGAGCGCAUUGGAAAAGGGUCAUUUGGUGAAGUAUUCAAAGGCAUUGAUAACCGAACGCAGCAAGUAGUUGCCAUCAAAAUAAUAGACCUAGAAGAAGCUGAAGAUGAGAUUGAAGAUAUUCAACAAGAAAUUAUGGUUCUCUCUCAGUGUGACAGUCCAUUUGUUACCAAAUAUUAUGGCUCCUACUUGAAGGGUUCAAAGCUAUGGAUCAUCAUGGAAUAUUUGGGUGGGGGGUCUGCUUUAGACUUAAUGAAUGCUGGCAAUUUCGAAGAAAUGCACAUAGCCAUCAUAUUGCGAGAACUGCUGAAAGGCUUGGACUACUUGCAUAGCGAAAGAAAGCUCCAUCGAGACAUCAAAGCUGCCAAUGUCCUGUUAAGUGAGAUGGGUGAUGUCAAGUUAGCUGACUUCGGUGUCGCUGGGCAGUUGACGAAUACAACCAGCAAGCGGAGCACUUUUGUGGGUACUCCAUUUUGGAUGGCACCAGAAGUUAUCAAACAAUCCGCUUAUGAUUCCAAGGCUGACAUCUGGUCAUUAGGUAUUACAGCUAUAGAACUUGCUAAAGGAGAACCACCCAACUCUGAACUGCAUCCGAUGCGAGUUUUAUUUUUAAUUCCCAAAAACAACCCCCCGCAGCUUACUGGCAGCUAUUCUAAACAAUUCAAGGAGUUUGUCGAGGCUUGCCUCAAUAAAGAUCCUGAAAAUAGACCCACAGCUAAGGAAUUGCUAAAAUUCACUUUUAUUCGCAAAGCGAAGAAAAACUCAUUUUUAAUUGAUUUAAUCGACCGGUAUAAGAAAUGGAAAUCACAGCGCAGUGAAGGAAGUGAAACAGAAUCAGAAAAUUCAGACAUGGAGGAUUCCGGAAAGGCUGAUAAUGAUGUGGAUGAGCCAUGGAUAAUGACUGUAAAGGGCCCACGCUCUGCCAAAUCCCCACCAGGAGAAAGUCACAAUGGCUCAUGUUAUACGUGUACAAAACCGAAGUUGCUUUAUGUGAAGGACCGUGAGUCAUCAAGUCUCAACAGGUCUCCUAAAAUAGGUGUACCUCCUCCUGGAGAAAAUUCUAGUGAAUCAAGCCUUACAACUUCUUCACCGUGCCUAUCUUACCUUAUUUAUCCUUUAAUUUCCAAACUCCAAAGAUUACCACAGUAUUCUAACUCUGGCCAAGAAGCGUCCCACAAAACAGAUGCCAUCGAAGAAUUAAAAAACGCAUUCGAAGUCGCCGAUCGAUCAUGCCCUUUCACUUCCGUAUUCAUUGUCUCGGACAUGAUCCGCAAACUGCUGCCAUCCAUGCCUGAAAAUAGGUUGCAUGCUGUUGUCGAUAGACUAACGAGUGAUCCUUCCGCAAAGUCUGAUUAUAUCGCAGCUCUCAAUUCAUCGCAGUCAAAAUAAACCACUCAUUUAUUUAUUUUUUCUCCAAAGUGGCAUUCCAAUUCGGUAAAAUUACCAGAGGUAUUAAUUUGCCUGUAAAUCGUUUUGUUUUGUUUUAAAAAUAUACUAGUAGAAAAAUCAAUUACUGCUCGACAAAAUUCCUCUAGUAGGAAUUAAAUCUUCUAGCUGAAUCAAAUCAUUGUUGUUAGAGAGUAUACAUUUUCAUCAUUUGAAAUUAUCUUGAAUCAGCUGUGCUUUAAUCCUUUUUGCCCUAUUCAUCAGCCGCAUAAUUAGAUUCCCUUCCGUUUUAAGGUUACAAGGUUGCCAUGUUCUAUGAUUAAAUGUGAAUUUUUUACAUAGGUUGAAGUUGGUAAAGUGCUGAUUUUUAGCACUAUGUGGCAACCACGCAAGCCGCCAAAGGUGAUAAAGAGCUGAAAGAAAAUUUUGGUGGCCGGGUUCUAAUUUAGUAGCCCAUGUUUGCCUGUGGCGACUUUUCCGAUUUUAGGGAGGAGGGUGUAAUUCGUUUUUCUUUAUUAAUUCUUUAUGCUGUUCUGUUAUACUUGUGUUUAUAUGAUUCAUUUUAAAACUGUUGUAAAAAAACAAAAAAACGUUAAAAAGAUAAAUGUAAAGAGAAGAUACAUAAGAGUAUUUUUCUAGGUCAAAAAGAGAGGUACACCGCCUUGUACAUCUAGUUUGUUAUAACUGACUUUAAUAAUUUUGUUGAAAAAAAGUGUAAUAAUUUUAUUUUGUUUUAUUCAGUAUCAGCAACUUGGAGCUUAGAAUAUUUCAAUUUCCCAUAUAUUUUUCCUAAGUAUAGACUUUUAAUAUUAUUAUAUUUUUUUUAGCGAUUCCAUUACCUAUCUCUAUCAAUUUUCUUGUCCUCUUCCUAAUUUCCAAAUUCCCAAACCUGUAUCUUCAUUCAGGGUUGCCAUGGUCAGAGAAAACAGGGAAUUUUGAAAAGUUAGGGAAAACCUAGUAAUGCCAGGGAAAUUGACAAAAGUGUCAGGGAAAAAUUGUUGAGUCGCCUCUGUAUGCUUUCUAGAAAAGGCUUGACGUUUCAAAGAACAGAUUUUGUGUCAAAACUAUUGCAAAUUAUGUAUUUUUAACCAUUGGGCAUACCUUCAAUUUUAAAGGAAUUUUACCAAAAUGUGACACUGAAAUCAGAGGCAUGUCAGGAACUUUGAUUUUCUAAAUUCUGUGGCAAUCCUGUUUUCAUUAUUCACUCAUGUAUCAUUGUAACUAGAGGAUGUUGUCUGAUCUUAGCAGCAUUUUAAUUCACAAGAUUUCAAAAGUUCUCCGCUGCCUUCAAUCUGCUUCCUUUGUUUUGGUUGCUUGUAAAAAUGUAGUAUUUAAUCAAAUUAAUCAAAACAAUCCGUAAACAAUUAAACAAGACAAAAAACUGUAUUUAAAGUUUCAGAAUACUUAAAAAUAAAUUUAACCUGUAAAAAUUAGAUUAAAUUAAACAAAUAAAAGUCUUACUCAAACCUCCA